GAUAGGAGUGAAAUAACCCAGUGGAGGCAUUUUAAAUGUCUUGUGCAUCUUUCUGUAACAUCCUCUGUUGGUCUUGCAAUACUUAGCUGGAGGAGAUUGGGAAAGAACCUGACUGAGAUGCUCAGUCCCAGCUGCAGUGGUGCUAACAGUACUUGGUGUAGUAGCAGCAGUAGCAAUAGUUCUCACCGAAAUGGGCGAGAGCCCUCUCUGAGUCCCACCGGCCACCUCAUCACAGCCAUCUGCCUCGGCAUCAUUGGGACUUUGGGCUUCCUGAAUAAUCUCCUGGUCCUGACACUUUUCUGUCGGAAUAAAGUGCUGCGUUCUCCCAUUAACUGGCUGUUGAUGAACAUUUCGGUGAGCGACUUGAUGGUGUGCAUUGUGGGCACUCCUUUCAGUUUUGCAGCCAGCACUCAGGGGAAAUGGCUCAUUGGGCCAGCUGGCUGCGUGUGGUAUGGCUUUGUCAACACCUUCUUUGGUACAGUGUCACUUGUUUCCCUGGCUGUACUUUCUUAUGAACGAUAUUGCACAAUGAUGAGAACAACGGAAGCAGAUGCCUCCAACUACAAGAAAGCGUGGAUGGGGAUCUUUGUGUCCUGGAUAUACUCUUUAAUCUGGACCUUACCACCACUGUUUGGAUGGAGUAGCUAUGGACCAGAAGGACCAGGCACAACUUGUUCAGUGAACUGGCAUUCAAGGGAUGCCAACAAUGUGUCUUACAUAAUUUGCCUCUUCCUCUUUUGCCUUGUCAUUCCUUUUUGUGUUAUUGUUUACUGCUAUGGCAAGCUUUUGUGUGUCAUAAAGCAGGUGAGUGGUAUAAAGAAAGGAGUGGCACGAACAAGAGAGCAUCAUGUCCUGAUCAUGGUGGUUGUGAUGGUCAUUUGUUUUUUGCUGUGCUGGCUACCCUAUGGGAUUAUGGCACUGAUAGCCACUUUUGGGAAACCUGGUCUAAUUACUGCACCUGCCAGCAUCAUUCCUUCCAUCCUCGCAAAGAGCAGCACAGUCUACAAUCCGGUCAUCUACAUAUUCUUAAACAAACAGUUUUACAGGUGCUUUUGUUCUUUCCUGAAAUGUGGCAAGAUGCCGAGCAGCUCCAUCAGCAAGUGUUCCUCAAAAUCUACUCGAGUCUGUUGCACCAUCCAGGGAUUACAGGACCACAACUUCACAUUUGUGACUGCCUCUGCAGGACAGCCUUUCUCAGGGCAUCGAGAAGCAGCCACUCGCUUGCAGAAUCCCAAGCUGACCAUAGACAACAACUCCAAGGCAAAACAAACCAUACUGCUUGUAACUCACUAUAACACUUAGGUAAGACAAACACUUUGCUGUCUUGCAUUGAAAAGGAGGCAGGCCCGGAGCGAGGGGGAACUGCGCCCAGGGCACACGUGCACCCUAUGCCCCUGCCAUGCCCCCGCCCCAGAAAGCCCCCACCCUGGAACCCCCAUGCCAUACCCACACCAUGCCCCUGCACUGGCACAUGCCUGGUACGUUGCACACACCCCUGCCCCCUUGGCGCUACACCACUGAGAGGAGGUAACAGAACUAAAGAGGAACUGAAUAUUGGGUUUGUGAAAUCCUAAUUCUGCAAUGAUGGGAUGUAGCAUUUGGUUUACCACCUGAAGGGAGAAGUCUCUAACAUAACAAUCCUGAGGUACUCCUGCUGUGGAGCAACUAUGGUAUCUUAGUCUAGUCUACAAAGGGUUGAAUUACAUGGCAGGAAAACAGAGGGGUUUUGAGGCUUUCUUGGGGGCAACCAAGUCAGUAUCCUUAGCUACUGCACUCCAUGGAGGCGUUGUGACCAGGCAGUGCGGGUUCUGAGGGACAGGGAAGUUACAACCAAUCAGGAUUACUAGGAUUGGGAACCAAGCCAAAGGCCCUUCGGAGUCCAGUGUAGAGGGGGCACAACCAGGGAGGCUUGCUCACUGUCAGUGGCCUCUCCCCGCUUCCCUUAAAGUGACUAAGUUCAAUUACAGCCUUGGGAACCUGACAGUGGUACAGGGGUGCGAGCAUUCUCCCCUCAGCACCCCAACCAGGCCCCUUCCUACACUGAGCAAACAAGACCCAGAAGGGGGAAGGGCAAAAUAGCUAUUGAGAUGAAGUGUCUACAUUACGUGACUGAUAAAAGUAUUGAAUUACUGUGUAUGGAGAAGAUGGUAAAAUUGGUGGUUUAAAAUGUUUAAUUAUUGUUGUGUAUAUAGUAGGACUGUGCACAGUGGUGGGAUUUAAAUUAUUUAACUGCUGGCUGUUUACAAGCACCAUUUUAACAACUGGUUCUGCCGAAAUGGUGAGAAUUUGCUGAAUCCCACCACUGACUGGGCAUCCAGAUAAAGUUGAAUCAAAAUAAACCUAAAAAAGCCAUUUAAUCUUUUCCAGGUUUAUUUUUGGCUAAAAAGUAUCAGUAAUUUAAAGGAGCUGAAAAAAAAUGGAUCCUGAGAAAUGAUGCAUUUUUCUGGCAUUUGUUGAGCUGCUUCAGCUCUGCCACCUUUAAAAAAUGGGGGAACCCCUCUCUCCCUCCCUCUCCCCCCACUAAUCUGCUGAACACUGCCUCUGAAGUCCACAUGGGUUCAGAUCCAGCAGAAAGCUGAACACUCAGCUGAGCCGCCUUUGAAGACCUGAUCUCCCCUGCUGCCUCUGAAGACCGUUUGAACUUUGGAGGUUGCAGGAGAGGAGCAGAGCUGAAUGUUGGUCUCAGCCUAUCUGAGCUUAGCAUUCAGCUCUCUCCCAUCACCCCAAAGUCCACUUGUUCUUUGGAGCUUGAAAUUUUUUGGGAUCAGGUUUAAAAAACCCAAAACAUUUUUUUAAAAAGCCAAAAAAAAGCUGGGAAAAAACCCAUACCAAUAUGGAUCUUUUACACCGAAACUCGAAAAAUGCUGAAAAAUGGUGCACACCCCCAAGUAUAUAGAAUAUGGAAAGACUGUAUAAAAUAUAUCAACAAAAGAAUGAAUAGAAAAAUGAUAAUGGCAUUGGGACAGGACAGAAAAUUAAGUGAUUGAAGGAUGAUGGCGAACAGUAUGUCCUGGAGGGAAUGAAUAACUUUUCAGAAAUACUGAUACAGCAAAUCCACACUGUAACAAAUCAAAUGAAGCAAUCAGAAAGAAAGAACUCAAGGAAAAAAUUAGACCAGCAGAAGAGAAUACAGAAGAAGAGAAGAUAAAAAAGAAAGUGAGAGGAGACAGAUCUAUCAGAAAUGUUUUUUAAAAGAUACAAGAAAAUACACAAGAAAUUGUGUGAAAGUAAAGAAAGACAAAAAAAAAAGAAUUGAACUGUACUUGGAAGGGCAAGACCUAAUCUGUUGGUGUUUUCAUGAAUGUAUUAAUACACUUUGGCUUUAGCGUACGCUUAUGUUAUUGUGUUUUCUGUGGAAUGUAAUGAUUUUAUGGUCUCUUACUUAUUAAAAAAUACCCCUAAGUGCCACUGGCUGCCAUCAUCAGAUCACAACGCACUACCUAAGCACCUAAUUACACCAGGACUUUACAUCCUUUCUUUUCCUUAUUUUUCUAAAUAACAUCCAGCCUGAACAAGAUGUCAGGAGAAUUCAGAAACGUGCACAAUUACAUGUAACUGAGUUAGUUCUAAUAAAUGUUAUUAUGUGGAUUGUGUGCAAUGUAUUUGUGCGA
Messenger RNA from Sphaerodactylus townsendi, 3611 nucleotides. Its product is annotated as parapinopsin-like. Bases 118 to 1302 code for a protein of 394 amino acids. Gene Ontology annotation, molecular function: G protein-coupled receptor activity. Gene Ontology annotation, cellular component: membrane; photoreceptor outer segment. The transcript is spliced from 4 exons. Gene Ontology annotation, biological process: G protein-coupled receptor signaling pathway; visual perception. The record is from RefSeq and is a predicted model, not a curated record. NCBI's taxonomy places the organism in Eukaryota, Metazoa, Chordata, Lepidosauria, Squamata, Sphaerodactylidae.